Molecule: messenger RNA, 1541 nt
Organism: Pyrgilauda ruficollis (rufous-necked snowfinch)
Lineage: Eukaryota; Metazoa; Chordata; Aves; Passeriformes; Passeridae
Gene: ENTPD3
Product: ectonucleoside triphosphate diphosphohydrolase 3
Exons: 9
Coding region: 5-1540 (511 amino acids)
Biological process (GO): nucleoside diphosphate catabolic process
Cellular component (GO): plasma membrane
Molecular function (GO): UDP phosphatase activity; GDP phosphatase activity
Source: RefSeq, a predicted model, not a curated record
CAGGAUGCUCACCAGAACCCCGAGUGUUGUUGCCCAAGUGUUCCUUCUUCUAAGCAUAGUCCUUGUUAUUGCUAUUGCAGUGAUUCAGAUAAAUCAGCAACAGAUCCUCUCCCCAGGUCUUAAGUAUGGAAUAGUCCUUGAUGCUGGAUCCUCUCGGACUACAGUCUAUGUCUAUGAGUGGCCGGCAGAAAAAGAAAACAACACGGGAGUAGUGAGCCAAACCUUCAAGUGCAAUGUGAAAGGCCCUGGUAUAUCCAGCUAUGAGAGUAGCCCUGGAGCUCUUGCCAAGCCUCUUGAUGACUGUCUGAAUAAAGUGAAGGAGAGAAUACCAGUUCAUCUGCAUAAAAACACUUCUGUUUAUCUGGGGGCUACAGCUGGCAUGAGACUGCUGAGGUUGCAAAAUGAAUCGGCAGCCAAUGAAGUCCUUGCAAGCAUUCAAAGCUACUUCAGAGCACAACCUUUUGAAUUUAGGGGUGCGCAGAUCAUAACUGGGCCAGAGGAAGGGGUGUAUGGAUGGAUAACGGCCAACUAUUUAAUGGGCAAUUUCUUAGAGAGAAACCUUUGGAGGACAUGGGUCCAUCCUUAUGGAAAAGAGACUGUGGGUGCACUGGACCUUGGAGGAGCUUCCACUCAAAUUUCAUUUAUCCCUGAGGACCCUGAGGAGCACCUCAAUAGCACCUUGCAAGUGAAGUUGUAUGGUUACAACUACAAUGUCUACACUCACAGCUACCAGUGCUAUGGCAGAGAUGAAGCUGAGAAAAGGCUUUUAGCAUUGCUGCUCCAGAAAUCAAACACUAGUGCCAAUGUGGAUAAUCCCUGUUACCCUCAAAACUAUAACACAGCAUUAACAAUGAAGGACUUCUUUGGCAGCCUUUGUACACAGUCUCUGAGACCAGCAAAUUACUACCCAAACCAGCUUGUGAAUUUCCAUGGAACAGGAGACCCAGGUCUGUGCCAGAAGAUGGUUUCUUUAUUGUUUAACUUCACUGCUUGCAGAGACAGAGAGGACUGCCCAUUUAAUGGAAUACAUCAGCCAAAACCUAAAGGGAAUUUUGUGGCUUUCUCUGGAUUCUACUAUACAAUUAAUGCCUUGAAUUUAUCUGGGCAAUUUUCCCUAGAUGACUUCAAUUCAAGUAUGUGGUUUUUCUGUUCACAGAGCUGGGCACAGCUUCAUUUUAUGCUGCCUAAAUUUGAAGAAAUAUAUGCUAGAUCCUACUGUUUCUCAGCCAAUUUCAUUUAUUACUUGCUUGUACAUGGUUACAACUUCAAUGCAGAAACUUGGCCACAGAUACAUUUUCAAAAGGAGGUUGGUAACAGCAGCAUAGCGUGGUCACUCGGUUACAUGCUAAGCCUCACAAACAUGAUUCCAGCAGAAGGGAAGCUGAUCCAGCUGCCUCUGAAACCUUCUCUGUUUGCUGGGCUCCUCGUGUUCCUCACAGCUACGGCGCUGCUGUGUCUCCUCUUCCUCAUCUACUUGUGCGUCGUGUCGCACCAUCGGAAGGACGUUCCUCGCGUUGAACACGUAUUUAUUCCAGAAUGAA